AUGGAGACGGAGCAAACGGCUGGAAGUUGUCCUGCUCCGGGCCAGACUUCUGUCAGAACCUGGCUGUCCUCCAGCACAAGAGCAGCCGCCAGGUCACCUGGUGACUCCGCCUCCCGUUUCCAUGGAGACGGGGUUCGCUACAAAGCAAAGGUCAUCGGCGUGGACCCGGUCCCCGACUCCCAGGGGGAGAAGAUGUGCUGGGACUCCAUGAUGAAACUCAAGGGCUUUGAUGCAGCUGCAAGGAGACAGGGGAAACACAAGCAGAGAGUUUGGCUGAAAGUUUUCUCCAGCGGCCUGAAAAUCCUGGAUGAGAGGAGCGGGGCUGUACUUCAUGACCACGAGAGGAGCCGGAUCAGCUCUUUGACGAAAGACGAGUCCGACCCCAGAGCUCUGGCCUACGUCUACCAACACCAAGACACCUACAGCCUGUUCUACAUCAAGAUGGCUAACCUGGCAGAGCCGGUCCUGGCCGACAUCAAAGAGGUUUGUCAGUGUGAGGACCAAGAGACGCCACAGGAUCCUGCAGAGACACCGACACAAAGCUCCUUACUGGUUCUAAAUGACAGUUCAUCCUCUCCAGCCGAGGCACCAGCUUUGGAGGGUGUGUUCAGUCCGCGACCGGAGUCUUCACCAGGACAAUCCCAGCCGGUCUCUCCCAGAAAUGAGCUGAUGGAAGUUUUCUCCAUCCAGAUGGACGAGCCGAUGUCACCCACAGACAGCAGCUGUACGAGUCAGCCUGAUUGUCCUCUGCCAACACUCUCCACCACUCAGAUCCUCUCCAUGUUCCCCACUCAGCCACCAGGGGGCUCUCCAUACUCCUCUCCACCAUACUCUCCUACUGCCAUGCCCUGGGGUCAGAAUGUUUUGCCAGGAAACCAGUGGGCAGGUCCAGCUAUGGCGCCCUGGCCAACCACGCCUGGCAACAUGGCUGCAUGGCCACCAGCAGCCAUCACAGCGCCCCCUGCAGGCAGCCCUCACGGCAUGCUGACCUCUCAGCCAGGGGUCAUGUGGGGUGGCAGUACACCUGCUUCACCCACCACUCUCAAUGGUUAUGCUUCACCUGUAAACUCCAUCAAUGUCCUCACUGGAAACACAGGAUCGAUGCAGCCAGUGUCUGCUGGUUUGGACCAAAAUCUGCUCCUGUGA
Limanda limanda (common dab) is the source of this 1146-nucleotide messenger RNA. RefSeq names its product disabled homolog 1-like. Bases 1 to 1146 code for a protein of 381 amino acids. The transcript has 9 exons. The record is from RefSeq and is a predicted model, not a curated record. Lineage: Eukaryota; Metazoa; Chordata; Actinopteri; Pleuronectiformes; Pleuronectidae.